Molecule: messenger RNA, 4607 nt
Organism: Labeo rohita (rohu)
Lineage: Eukaryota; Metazoa; Chordata; Actinopteri; Cypriniformes; Cyprinidae
Gene: ak7b
Product: adenylate kinase 7b
Exons: 18
Coding region: 451-2547 (698 amino acids)
Biological process (GO): nucleobase-containing compound metabolic process
Cellular component (GO): cytoplasm
Molecular function (GO): ATP binding; AMP kinase activity
Source: RefSeq, a predicted model, not a curated record
UCAAUCCUACAGCAAUUUCCCUGUGAAAUUGAUAAUGACCACAACAUGAUCAAUCACACACGACCAUCUGCCAUCAGGAAAGUUUAUAAUGUCAUGUCUGUGGAGCGGCACAGCAACAUUUAGGCUAUUGAGAAAUAUUAAAGGCUCUACCUGUUGUUUUACAUGAUUUAUGUUAGCUAAUGAUAGUAUGAUAACUUUAUAAUCUGAGUUAGCUAGAAUCUACUUGAAAAAGACCGUCAUACAGUGCAAAUAUACUUUGUCAUCCAAACACCACCUUAAAAGGUUCUUGAAGAUGAUUUUAAUUAUUUACAGAGGUUUAUGUUGUAAACGCUUCCACAACAAGCCGAGCUGAGUUUAGUUUCACAGGAGCACGAUGUGUUUUUAUAUUUAGCAAUAUGUGGACGGCGCGAACGCAUCUGUUUCCUAGCAACAGAACAACAACAACACAGUAUGGCGGACAAGACUGAGGAGAGACCGCGAAACUCCAAACGUGUUUUUAUUAACAAUGUUGAUGAAUACACAUCGAAAAAUAUUGCAAGGUUUUUAGACUCAUGUGUGGUUGGUGCAUCUCUUGUGGACCCCGGAGAGGCUGAUGUGGAAGAAGAUGAUGACACGCUGCAUGAUGAGCAAGCAAAACUCAAAGGUGCAACCUUCCAGAUUGUGGGAACAGUUUCCAGCCAAAUGGAGGAGAAGUGCACUUUCAUUGCUGAAGAGUACAGCAACUUGAAGCGUGAAGACCUUCUUUAUCAUCUGAUGAAAUGUGAUGUGAUCAUUUAUGACAUUACUCAGCAUGCUGAUCAGAUAGAUGAAGCACAGUGGGCUGUCUCAGCUAUUCAUGAGGAAAUCGACCAGUUUUCUGGCCCCAAGAUGUUUAUCCUGGUGUCAACAGUCAUGACGUGGGCUAUGACUAAACCAGCUGAUAAAGAUGAUCCAGAGAUUCCUUUUACAGAAGAACACUACAGAAGAAGAAAAGCACACCCCAACUUUCAUGAUCAUAUCGGUUUGGAGAAGCUUGUGGUCAAGUUAGGCAAAACUAAAAGCUCCCAGUUGUCUACAUAUGUUGUUGCUUCAGGGCUACCGUAUGGAAUGGGAGAACACAUCUUUCAUUUGUUUUUUAAGAUGUCAUGGUUGGGCGAAGUCUCCCAGGUGCCCAUCUUUGGAGAUGGCUCCAAUAUUAUCCCCACUAUUCACAUCAAUGAUCUGGCAGGGAUCAUUCAAAAUGUCAUUGACCACAAGCCGAAGUCACAAUACUUUGUUGCGGUUGAUGAUUCCAAAAACACAGUGGAGGAUAUCAUAAAGGCAAUAACACUUGUUCUUGGACCAGGAAAAACUCAGAAUGUUUCAAAAGAGGAGAUUUAUCUCAUACAGGAGCUGACGCAAACAGAUAUUGAUUCUUUGCUUGUCAACCUUCGUAUUGACGCAACGUAUCUGAAAGAGAAUUUUAACAUUCAGUGGGUGUCAGAAACUGGCAUGGUUGAAAACAUUGAGCAGAUUACUGAAGAAUACAAGCAGACUAGAGGAUUGUUGCCCCUUCGUAUCUGCAUCCUGGGACCACCUGCUGUUGGGAAGAGCACUAUAGCGGAGAGAAUAUGCAAGCAUUACAAACUUCAUCACAUUAAGCUUAAGGAGACAAUCACUGAAACAAUAGAAAUCCUGGAGUCGUGUGUUCUUAUGGAGGACGCGGAAAACGAUCAGAGUGAAGCUCAGGAGUUUCUCGACACUCUGAAGGAAAACAUGAAUCAGAAUGGAGGACGGCUAGAUGACCAAUAUGUGAUUCGUAUAAUGAGGGACAAACUCAGGACUAAACCCUGUAUGAACCAGGGCUUUGUUUUGGACGGUUUUCCGAAAACAUACGAGCAGGCGAAGGAGUUAUUUACUGGUGAUGAAGAGCCUGAGGACUUGCAAUCUAAACAUGAGAAAAAGAUCAUCCCAGAGUUUGUGUUCUUUGUCGACGCCACUGAUGAUUUCCUGAAAAACCGUGUUCUGAAUCUACCGGAGACAGUUGUGGAAGGAACUUCCUACACCCCUGAACAGUUCCUUCGCCGCUUGGCCAAUUUCAGAGAGAGAAACGUAGAGGACGAGACGUUGCUGAACUACUUUGAGGAUCUGGAGAUUCAUCCUGAGCACUUAGAGAUUACAAGCAAUGAUGACAAUGAAUACCUGCUGAUAUUAGAGAAGAUUUGCAAAAAGGUGGGCAAACCGAAGAACUACGGGACAAUCUUAGAGGAGGUGGAGGAAAAAGAGCGGCAGCAAGCUGAACAGCAGCUAAAAAAACAGGCGGCAGAGAGGGCCGAGGCAGAACGGCAGGAGAAAGAAGAGGCCCAACACAGAGAUCAGUGCUGGGGGGAGUGGAAUCAGCAUCUUGAGGAGGUGAGAAGACAAGAACAUGACCUGUUGGAAUCUCAGUCAGAAACUUUAAGGAACUACCUUAUGAGGGAUGUGAUGCCCACUCUCACCCAAGGGCUCAUCGAAUGCUGUAGAAUACGUCCUGACGACCCCAUAGACUUCCUGGCUGAGUACCUUCUCAAAAAUAAUCCUGAAGCGUAAUAAACCGUGGACAUUAUUCGCCCUGGGGUUUCAGCAGCAAGUACAACUUCUGUUGAUUUUUGUUCUAGAGACGUUUAUUUCAGUCUUAGUGUUCAUUUAAAAUCUAAAUCUUGAAGACGGUCAAUGAUUAUAAAUAAUAAUUACACUAUAAUGCUACAAUGAAUAAAUACUAUGCAAAUCAAAUAGGAAAAAACAAUUUCUUUCACUGUUUUAUGGAUUUAAAAUGCAAAAAACAUAAUAAAAGGUUGAUAGAAUAAAGAUGUUAAUUAGAAGUUCAUUCGUCCAUCAUGUUAUGAUUAGUCUGAUUUGUCCUCUGCUUUUAAAGGAUAAAUGUUACAAAUGGCAAAUAAUUAACAGACCCUUUUAGCUAGCACAUAAUUCAUUUCAUUAGUAAAAUAAGGAAAAUACUGCACCUUACCUUUUUAUAUAAUAAAUUAACAUAGUCCUUAGCGCUAGUUUCCCGAUUAUCAAAUAGAAUAAUACUAAUACAACGAUACAGUGGAGAAGAGCCAAAAGUAUGCGUUCAGUUCAGUACAGUUCAGCUUACAGCAGGCAAUAACAGUACUCCAACACAUGAGGUAUAAUAGGCUAAAUGGCAGCAGAAGGUGGCAAUAAACAAUAAACCAGGUAGGAAUUUACAAGUCAAGUGCAACCGUAAUAUAUAACCAGCUGCUAAGGACGAGAUUGUGUAUGACAAAGCACAGGUGCGUGAGGUUAGACAGAAAUAUUGGCUGUCUGUAAUAUGGAUAGGCCCUGAGAACUGUUUAUAAAUCUUUUGAUGAGCACUUUUGAUGCAGAACAAACUUUUUUAAAUAUCAGCCCUUUGGGGCUUAAAAGCCUGUUCACACCAAGGACGAUAACUAUAAAGAUAACGAUAAAGAUAUAGUUCUAAAAAUCGUCCACACCACGGCUAUAACGAUAAAGGCUCAGAGAAACUAUGUCGUUAGAAUCACUUUUAGAACGUUUUUUUCCAGCUGAUAAAUGAUAAAAACAUGGACAGCCAAUCAGAAUCAAUCCUGCUGUUAUGAAAAUUUAAAGCGGCAGACAAGCAUGUGCUUAAAGGAGAAGUCCACUUCCAAAAAGAUUCACAUAUAAUGUACUCACCCCAUUGUCAUCCAAGAUGUUCAUGUCUUUCUUUCUUCAGUUGUAAAGAAAUUGUUUUUUUGAGGAAAACAUUUCAGCAUUUUUCUCCAUAUAAUGGACUGAUAUGGUGCCCCAAAUUUGAACUUCCAAAAUGCAGUUUAAAUGCGUCUUCAAACGAUCCCAAAUGCGGCUGUAAACGAUCCCAGCCAAGGAAGAAGGGUCUUAUCUAGCGAAACGAUCGGUUAACAUCUUGGAUGACAAGGGGAUGAGUACAUUAUAUGUGAAUCUUUGUUUCGGAAGUGGACUUCUCCUUUAAAAUAAACAGACGAUAUCGUCUGCUGGUGUGGACGCUAAGAUAGUUAUCUUUAUAGUUAUCAUUCUUGGUGUGAACGGGCCUUAAGAAUGUCAAUCUGAAAUUCAGCUAUGCAAAUAUUCAAAGGCAAACAUCAGUGAUCGUGCAUAAAGAUAAUUUUAACAACCUUCUCUGUACAUAUGCUGUAGAAGAUAACGUAUGAGAUUGUUUAUGGCAUGUUUUAAGACCAAAAUGAAUUGUAUAGUAUUUUUAUUGAGUAUUUUAUUGUACACUGGCUUAGUUUACUUUAAAAUGUUUACUUAAAAGUCAAUAAAAUAUAUAUACUUUAUUAUAUAGUCUACAGUACCAUUAAAAAGUUGUGAGUCUGUGACAUUUUUUUGGAAAAAUUCUUAUGAUCACCAAGGCUGCAUUUAUUUUAUUAAAAAAUACAGUAAAACAACAUUAUUAUUGUGAAAUAUUAUAUAAAUGUAAAAUAGACGUUUUCUAUUUUAGUAUAUUUUAACAAGUGAUUUAUUUCUGUAUGAAGGCCAACAUUUUCAGCAGCCAGUCUUCAGUGUCACAAUGGUCUUCACAAAUCCUAAUAUGCUGAUUUGAUAUACAAGUAACAUUUAUCAUUAUUGUUUUUAUAUAAUUAUAAUGAUUAUUAUUGAUUUGCUGACUGACU